UCAGCGAUGACCAGGCACAUUCUGUCGAAUACACCGAAGAAAACUGCAUAAAAAUGUCUGGACGCGGGAAGGGUGUCGGUAAGACCAGAGCGAAGGCCAAGAGCCGUUCAUCCCGGGCCGGUCUCCAAUUCCCGGUUGGACGUGUCCACAGACACUUGAGGAAGGGUAACUAUGCCCACCGCGUCGGUGCCGGGGCUCCGGUGUAUCUGGCGGCGGUGCUCGAGUACCUGACCGCUGAAAUCCUCGAGCUGGCUGGCAACGCUGCCCGCGACAACAAGAAGACCCGUAUCAUCCCCCGCCAUCUGCAGCUGGCCGUCCGCAACGACGAGGAGCUUAACAAGCUGCUGGGCGGAGUGACCAUCGCUCAGGGUGGCGUGCUGCCCAACAUCCAGGCCGUCCUGCUGCCCAAAAAGACCGAGAAGGCCGCCAAGAAGUAAACACCCGGAAACAACAACAACCACACAACGGCUCUUUUAAGAGCCACACACCUCAAACUAAAGACGUUUCCUUUAUUUCGUCAGAACAUUACUCUUUUACUAGUUGUGUUUAUAGCAGGGAUGUAUCAAGAUAUUUAGAUUUUAAGGUUAAUAUAACUCCGGAAGUAUAAAUGCCUUUUAUUUAAUAAAACAUUAUCCAUAAUGCAUAAACCACCCAAAGUAGACUUACAACGAGGCACGACAUUCUUAACAGUUUCCUGCAAAAGCCAUCAGUCCGUGUGAAGUCUUUUGUUU
This is a messenger RNA of Sander lucioperca (pikeperch), 731 nucleotides long. RefSeq names its product late histone H2A.L3. Gene Ontology annotation, molecular function: DNA binding; protein heterodimerization activity; structural constituent of chromatin. NCBI's taxonomy places the organism in Eukaryota, Metazoa, Chordata, Actinopteri, Perciformes, Percidae. Gene Ontology annotation, cellular component: nucleosome. The coding region runs from base 54 to 437 and encodes 127 amino acids. The transcript has a single exon. The record is from RefSeq and is a predicted model, not a curated record.